Molecule: messenger RNA, 5138 nt
Organism: Ruditapes philippinarum (Manila clam)
Lineage: Eukaryota; Metazoa; Mollusca; Bivalvia; Venerida; Veneridae
Product: S phase cyclin A-associated protein in the endoplasmic reticulum-like
Exons: 31
Coding region: 151-4794 (1547 amino acids)
Source: RefSeq, a predicted model, not a curated record
UAAUUUUAUUGUUGACAUAAGCGACAGAUUCCAAUUGCAGAAAUUCGGUUUCACAGCAGAAAUUUUAUAUAAAAGUAAAUCGUUUAUACAUAAACGCAAGGUAGGCAACAAUUGAAAUUGUCUGUUCGUUGGUGACGUUAAUUUAUCAGAAUGAGUGACGCCAGACGCAAACGAUAUCCUGGAGCGCCUAAAAUGCGGUCUGAGAAUGGAGGGCAAUCGCAUCGACCACAAUCAGGAUCACAAACAACCGGCCACAGAGGAAGAAAUAACAACGCGCAUGGUGCAAAUUAUCGUGAUGGUAUGUCUUCAAGGAUGAACACUUCUGAUAGAGUGAAGAAGAUUGUACAGGAGGAGGGCAGGACAGCACGAAAUCUUGUUAUCUAUCAUGUCCCCGUACAAGAUAAUCAGCUAGGCACAGAUCGUUCCCGUGCACGUCAGGCACGUAACAAACCUGUACCAAAGGAAGCCAAUGAUCUGAAAUCCAGCUUUAAGUCGGACCUCACAAAAUCGCCGAAAUCUGAUGGCGGCAAGAAACCCGACUUGAGAGCGAGGUACUGGAAGUUCCUGUUUGAUAAUCUACAACGAGCUGUAGAUGCCAUCUACGAGACAUGUGAGCAAGAUGAAAGUGCGCUAGAAUGUCGUGAAGUGAUUAUGAUGUUAGUACAAAGUACAAAGGAUUUCCAGUCGUUGAUAGACAGACUCCAUGUACAGAAAGAGUUUGAACAGGCUACCAAAGAGGGGGAUAGACCUACAUCUAUAGCAUGGGAGGUACGUAAGAUGUCCCCGGGGAAGUCACCGAGUGGCAUGAGUCAUCGCACAUCACCAAGUCCCGCUCAGAGGGCACUCAAUUUCUCAUAUCCAGAACAAAAUGUAGCUGUUAAACCAAGUCCACCAAGUACUGGAAAUAGUUGGGCAGACCGGGUUAAAGGUAUUGCCAUCAGUCCAGUAACUGAUAGUUCAAGGGAAGUAACUCCUCUGAAGGAUCAUCCUGUGUUGCCUGAACCACCAGUUCUCUCCCCUGUGCCGUCUUCAUUGACAGAGUCGGAUUCUUAUAGAGAAAUUAAUGAAUCAGAAGAGGAUGAUGGUUGGGAGACUGUUCAUCGUGGAGGGAAGACCAAAUCCUGGGGGUCACCGUCGCAGCGUUCGCUGGAAAACUUGCACACAGUGAUCAAGAACGAACAUCAUAAACUUACUAGAUCUGUCUCAGAACCAAAUGCAUCAAUUAAAAAGUACCAAAAAAGGACAAACCAUUCCAAAGUAAACAACAAAGUUACCACUAAAGGAGGUACAAGUCCGCCUUUAGACACUCAUGGUAGGAGUAAUGAGGGAGAGAGGCCGGAAAUCAUUCCAAAUGGUGACAUUUCAAAACCACUCCAAAGGCCAAGAACUGAUAGUAAAGAUAGUGAAAAAGAGAACCGUCCAAGUUUAAAUUCAGUAAGUGAGAUUAAAAAGACUGAUAAUAUUAUAAAUAAGAAAUCCCCGGGACUUCCAAGAAGGAGUGUUGAAAGUAGAUACAAGGCAAGCAAAGAUUUGAAGGAUCCGAACAAUAAAAGCAACACAUCUAGAACAAAACCACACACAAGAAAACCUUCUGCAAAGGGUACGGAUGUAACAAAAGAUGCUGGUAAAGGCACAAAGCAAACAGAUAUGAAAGAAGAAGAUAUUAAUUCUAAAAGCUCCAGUGGUAGUCUAACUGAGCUAAAUGCUGUAGCUAGUAAAGGAAAAAAUGACAGCACCGAAAAGGAUAUUAAAACUGUUCUUGAAGAUAUGAGUGAAGGUAAAGGAAUUGAUGUUAUGGAGACAGAAGAUGUAGAUAAUGUUGAUGUGGACCAGGAUGAAGAUACUUCUGUGAGACAGAUAGAUGAUGCAUUGGCUACAGCUGAAGAUGCGGAGAAUUGUUUGCAAGAUGAGUGGGAGAAAGAACAGAACCAGGCCCUAGAGUCGGCCAUACAGGAGGAGGAAUCUUGGCUGAAAGAAUUAGCGAGGGAGGAGAACACAGAUAUAGACGUAGAAACUGAGACAGAGAGUGAACUCGGGAAUACAAUGAGUUCAUUAGAAGCAUCAACACCAGGAACAUUAGACUGGGAUGCCAUGGUAGCGGAAUACGAUGCUGCUGAGAGGUCUGGGCAGUCGAAGGAUUGGGGAGAGAUGGUUGAUGAAGCUGACACACGGACACCUGGACAUGCUGUUCACAUGCACGAGAAACUUUCCUCUCCCUCUCGAAAAAGAUCACCAACAGAGUCGAAGAAACGUCAUGAGGAGAAACAAGCUAAGGCACAAGAAUUACGAGACAAACUAAUGCAGGAGAAGUCAGAAAGACUGAGAAUUCUUGGCCUAAAGGUAGAGGAGGUGAGGGCAUGGAAGGAAGAGUUGAUGAGACAGAAGAAGGAGAUGAUAGAGAGGAAAAUGCAACAAGCUGAGGAGAAAAGACAAACUAUGUUGAAAUCUAAAGCUCAGAAAGCUCAUGAUGAAGAAGCCAAGGCCAAUGAGAUAGCAUUUAUCAAUAGUUUAGAAGCUCAGAAUAAACGUCUUGAGAUGAUGUCCAAACAACAAGAGUCUGAAGCUAGAUUACAGGAUAUACAGGAUGAGAGACAGCGUAAACAUGAGGAAAAAUUAGCUAAAGAAGCUGCUGUUGAGGAGCGCAGGAAAACAUUGCAGGCGGAGAGACUUGCGCGUCUGCAGGAAAUCAAGGAGAGGAGGAAAAUAAAAGAUGCGAGAGUGGAGCAGCAAAAAGCAGAGAGAGAAACUGAGAGACAAGAUGCUCUAAGAGCUAAAGAAAAGGACCGUGAGGAGAGACUGGCAGCACUAAAUGCCCAACAUGAACAACAGAAGCAGGAACUACAGAAAAAGAUUCAGCAAAAGCAAGUGGAGAGUUCUCAGCGACAUAUGGAGGCGUUGAAGCAGAUAAAAGAGAAAGCAUUUGAGAUGAGUAUAUUACGUCACUCGACCGAGGAUCAUAACGACGCUCCCGAGCUUACACCAUACGCUGUCGGCAAGAUGUGCACCAUUUGUAAUGCUUUGAUACCAUCAGAAGUAUAUUUAUUGAGUCAUCUACGAGGUAAAACCCAUCAACAAGCUCUUAGACACAACAAUAAUGGAAAUUCCAUGACAAAACAAGAAAUUGAAACAUUCAAUUUGAAACAUAUUGUGAAUGCCCCAGACAAUAACAACCAUCCAAAGAUAGUAUCGGAGAAAGAAAGAAUAAAAUCUUUGAAGAAACGCUGCAAGAAAUUAAAACAGAGGAUGCAUUCAAGAGGUUUGGAGUAUGAGAACAGCUUAAUUGGAAAACAGCCAGUUGUUGAAUCUGAUAACAAAGCCAAAAUGCAGAAAGUAAUAAGAGAUAUUAACAAGUACUUGCAGUCAACGGAGAGUGGUCCCUGGUCUCAAAGUCGCGUAUCUGCACUUGACAGAGCUCUUGGUGAGCUAAACAGAAUAUUUGACAAAAAGGUGUUUUCUGACCAGGGUAGUUUUCGACAUUUAGGUGGUUUAACAACACUGAGUCGUAUCAUACAGCUAGUAGAUAUAGCAAACAUACAGACACAACCACCUGUGCCUCAAAAGUCUCUGGUGUUGACAUGUCAAGUAUUAAAACAGGCAUGUAAAGGAAACUAUGAUAAUUGCCAUCAUAUGAUGUUCAGUAAUAAGAUCAGUUUAAUUAUAGAGUUAACUAUCCAUCAACUCUCUUUGAUGAUGCCAACUGAACAAGCAACCAGUAGUAAUGCCUUGACAACAGAACCACCAAAACUACCUCAUAAUUUACUGAGUAUAAAUCUCCUUCAACUCCUUACCAUCAUACUAACAUGCCUGGCUAAAAACAGCCCGUCUACAAAAUCGAGCGAGGCUUCGUUAGAAAGAAUGAGUAACACUGUGGACACAUUUACCAGCAGAGGAAAUGAUAUUCUAAGUUAUAUUAUCAGCGUUGGUAUCGUGGAUAAGUUGACACAGUAUUUACGGAUGGUUCAGGGACCUAUAGACAGUGACAAGGAUGCUGCAGAGUUUAUACAGAAUUGUCUCGGCCUUCUUGUUGCGCUCACAAAGUUCCUAUCUGUCAGAAAAUCCUCUAUAUUUGAGAACAAAAAAUUAGAGGAUCCAACCCAGCUUAUAUCAACAUUUGAAGUGACGGAACUUGUUGGUAUAGUAUCUCUAUUGUACGGUAUGUUGCUGCACUCUGGUACGCCAAGCAGAGGGGAGGAGGCCCCGCCCGAGUUCCCACAGCAUACACUAGGCGUGGCCACGACGGGUCUUCGAAUGCUGAAUCAUAUGGCCACGUUAGACCUUGACAUGAUGCAGAGCACGUUAGGUCAGGAAGGCAUGUCAUUAGAAUUUCGUCAUAUAGCUAGUUAUCUUAUAUGGUACUGUUCUCACCACAAUGCUGAAGAAUUACUUCAUGAAGUGAUACUGUGUGUCGGCUACUUCACCGUUCGAAACUCAGACAAUCAGGUUGUGAUCCAGUCUGGUCAGCCACCGACAGUUUUACAGCAGAUGUGUUCACUACCGUUCCAAUAUUUCUCUGAUCCCCGAUUGGUCAAUAUCUUAUUCCCAACCUUGAUCUCCUCUUGCUACAAUAAUCAGGCCAACCGGGAAAUUCUGGAACAGGAACUCAGUUGUGUUUUACUCUCUAAUUUUAUUGAGGAGAAGCAGCUUGAAGUAUUGGCAAGCCAGCCUCUAUCAUCUAAAAAAUCUUCAGAUAAAGAAAAACGGGAAUCAAAAGAAGCCGAUUUAAGGACCACACUAGCGUACAGAUUUCCCUCGGAGCAGUGGACAGCGGCCCAGGAAUAUUUCAAAAUCUCCUAGUGAAUGAUUAAGAAGAAACUAGAGACUAUGAAAUUACCUAAAACCUUCUUGUUUGCUAUCAACUGUAUAAUUAUCACUUUGAAAUAUGAAAACUCAACAAAGAUAAGGUCACCUUGACUUCCAAAGUUUUGUCUCCCGAAAUGGAACAUCCAAGGAAAAUAAGCUUAUGUUGCUUUACUUGUCAUUUGUUGUUAAUGUCUUUUCACAGCUAUUAUCACACACAUGCUUGCUGUGAGUUUAUGGAAGGUAAUAAGUAACAUCAUUUUGUAUAAAUAGAUAGAUAGUGUUCCUUUCAAGAAAAUGGCUAAGGAAUGAAAUGACAUUUAGAACAAAUAGAAAUGAGA